UUCUUCUGUGAUGUGAGUGGAAGCGUAUCUAUCGCAUAACAUGAACUCAUUAUUCCACUGUGCUGCCUGACAUGGUUAAGAAUACUUGUAUCUUGGAUAUGUCACGUCAGAGGAGCUGCAGGGUUUUUGAGUUAGAAGAUGGCAAGGUACAGAUUAUUAAAAAAAAAAAACCAAACAACCCUCUCUAUGGUUUGUGGCUUUCUCCCUGCCUGUGUUUGAGAUCUCGGGGGAAGAGGGCCUCAGGAAAUAUCUCUGGAUAGUUGAUUGUUUUUAUGUGCUCACCUUCCCUCAUCUAUAUGAUCUAUCGCAGGUAUAUGUAGAAAUACAUCGGACUUUUCUUUAUGAGAACAUAUGCAGUAGAUACUAGGCCUUGGCUUUGUAUUCAAAUGCUUGCUAAUAUCAGUCUUCUCUAAUGCUUCUUGAAGAUGCCUGCUGCCUGUGAACCAGUGCUUGAAGCUAUUGAAGAUACCGUGUCAGCAGAAGAUUUGAAGCCACGUGAUCGGCAGUUUGUAAGAAAGAAUGUUUUUCCAAAAGUGCGAAAACGCAAUUCACAAAAAAAUACUCGGGCAGACGAUGAUCCCCCAAGUGACAGUGGAAUCUGGCUGAAAAUCUAUUCCGGUUGUUUUCAGCCAAAAAGGACAAUUUGGAAAAUGAAGUCUGAGCCACCAGAAACUGUUUCCUUGGGCUGCGCUGCUCUACGUGAUAGAAAGCCUGGGUACUGGAAGAAAGAAUACCUCUUCAAACAAAUAGCUGCUGUCAAAAUGAGAGUAAGGCGACUUGUUAAACCUGUAGAUCCUUCUACAGGUCUUCCAUGUAAAAACAAAGAAGCUAUGAAAGCCUCUGGCUUGAGGUGGAGAAUUGUUCUAAAGGACAAAAAUGGAAAGGAACACGUAAUGGAGAAGGCAAACCUGUCGAUUAAGGACACAUCUGUUACUAUACUUUGGUAUAGUACAAAUUGGCCAUGCUUAGACAUCCUGUCAAGCCUGAAACUGUUUGGAGUUAUGCCAUUGCUUCCUGAGCAAAGCAGAGCUCCCAGCAAGAAUGGACCUCGUCGACGUUCCUUAAUUGCUGAAUACCAUCUUGCUAACCUGACUGAAAGUAGUGUAGCCGUUGGUGCUGAUGAGCUUGGCCAGCUCUUCAGUCUGAAUCCAGGACUCGUCGUAGGACUUUGGGAGGGGAAGAGUUUUGGCGACCCAGAUGGGACCUUGCGAGUGAGACUGGAAGGGAUCGAGUGCCGAUCAGACUCCAGCCGGCACCGAGGGAUUCUCGGCAAGGACCAUCGCUCUUGACCCAUACGAGCUCCUCACAACACCCUGGAAAAGGGAGGGAAGGCCAAUGGAAUGAGGUACCUUAUGUGGAUUUGUUCUUUUCCUUGAGACAGUGAACUGACUGGCAGGAGGAGUGUAAAUUGGUAAGUCGAGGUCA
This is a messenger RNA of Gavia stellata (red-throated loon), 1425 nucleotides long. Its product is annotated as F-box only protein 15-like. The record is from RefSeq and is a predicted model, not a curated record. The coding region runs from base 426 to 1289 and encodes 287 amino acids. Lineage: Eukaryota; Metazoa; Chordata; Aves; Gaviiformes; Gaviidae. The transcript has 6 exons.